Alternaria arbusti is the source of this 834-nucleotide messenger RNA. RefSeq lists its product as uncharacterized. The transcript is spliced from 2 exons. The record is from RefSeq and is a predicted model, not a curated record. The coding region runs from base 1 to 834 and encodes 277 amino acids. NCBI's taxonomy places the organism in Eukaryota, Fungi, Ascomycota, Dothideomycetes, Pleosporales, Pleosporaceae.
AUGGAGUACCUCGCGAAAGAGUUUCUCGAGUGCGAGAUCUCUGCACUUAAAUCACUUAUCGUCCGCCAGACUUCUACCACCAACGCAGAAAAGCCAUUCCAUACCGAACUCCAGACUCUCCUCGAGGCCGUUCCAGCACUCGAGACUCUCUGUGUUACCGCGAUCAAAGCCAAGCUACUGCCUAUUGAUACCAUCUGCCGACAUGGAAGAUCCCUGCGUUACCUGCACGUUGAUCACUUCCCCAAUCUCCAUGAGUACAUAAGUCGUCCUCUGAACAAAGUCGAGCGUUAUACGCCUCAAGAGCUUGAGAAGCUUGUAUCAAGCUGUCCAAACAUUGAGGGACUCAGUCUGAAUCUUGUUGGGUGGGACUUUGGAGAUUUUGACAUAGAUGAGAUCUUCGCUUUAGGCGAGACGACAUGGAAUGAUGAGGGAAUUAUGACAAUCGAUAGCUUGUUACUACCUAUCAGCCGACUCCGCAACCUCCGUAACCUCCGCCUCACCCAUCCCCUGAUCCACCCAGAAGACGGUCACAAUGAUAAUUUCAUUGUACUCAAAUACCAAUCCCGAUGCCAGCAAGUAGCCAAUGCUGUUAUGGAAUUUCUUGUGAACAACAAGUCACCCAUCGAGCUUCUUGCCUUUGGCCCAGGUUACUGGCCACAUACUAUCUUCCCAUCAGAUUCAUACAGAGAUCUCAAUGGGCACAAAAUCCCUCAUUUUUACUACCGUCGCGGUAUAGCGACUGUAUCAAUGCGCGGAGGAAAGCAGAUCUCGCGCGCUCUUGCUGUUCCUGUACGAGAAGAAAGCGAGCAUGAGGAGAUGCUUUUCUGGAAGUAA